Penicillium brasilianum is the source of this 1738-nucleotide messenger RNA. The record is from the annotation of a GenBank genome assembly. NCBI's taxonomy places the organism in Eukaryota, Fungi, Ascomycota, Eurotiomycetes, Eurotiales, Aspergillaceae.
GCGAGACGCUUUCUAUCCCGGAGUCAAUAUGCCUGCUCUCUCCAAUACUCGUCUUCCGGUAGGAAACAAAGACUUCACAAAUGCAACUGUCGUCAUUAUUGGGGCCGGGAUAUCCGGCAUGAAUAUGGCCAUAGACCUCAUCAAGCGAAACAACUGUCGAAACUUUGUCAUCCUUGAGAAAAGUAGUAGCAUUGGUGGGACGUGGAACGACCAGAAAUACCCAGGGUGUUGCUGCGAUGUCUGGAGUUCGUUGUACAGUUAUUCAUUCGAGCAAAACCCCAACUGGUCUCGAGAGUACCCUGGUCAGGAGGAAAUACAUGCAUACCUAGUUGGCAUCGCAGAAAAAUGGGGCCUCUAUAAACACAUUCGAUUUAAUUCGGCCGUGGAGGAAGCUCGUUGGGACGAUCAUGAAUCGAAAUGGAGAGUCACUGUCAAUUUAUCGGGACAGAAAGACAGCGAGUUUGCGACCUCAUAUGUCAUUACCUCCGAUUUUCUGAUUUCUGCAGUCGGCCAGCUCAACUUGCCACGAUACCCUGACAUUCCAGGCCUUGAAGACUUCCAAGGACGAAUGAUGCACUCUGCCCGAUGGGACUGGAGCUAUGAUUUCAAGGGAAAGAAGAUUGCGAUUAUUGGAAACGGAGCAACGGCAGCCCAAAUUAUCCCAGAAAUUGCACCAAGUGCUUCUCACCUAACAGUUUUCCAGCGAACUCCGAAUUGGGUCAUCCCUCGCCUCGACGGGCCCGUAUCCGCGUUCCAAAAGGCACUGUUGACCUACAUUCCACCUAUUCGCUGGCGCAAACGUGCGGCGAUGAUGGAAUUUCGUGAGGAUUUCCAUUCUGCCAUCUUCGACGAUGACUCCGACAACGCGCAGGGGAUUCGAGACUGGUGCACGGGGAUGCUGAAAACACAAUUAGCGGAUAAACCAGAGCUCUGGGAGACACUGACGCCCAAAUAUGCACCUGGGUGUAAAAGAGUAAUCCUGUCCGAUGAUUACUAUCCUGCGUUGGCGCGCGACAAUGUUGAUCUAGAGACACGGCGAAUCAACCGCAUCACGAGCAAGGGCAUCGAGAUCGAGGGCGUUGGCGAGCAGGAAUACGACUUUAUUGUGCUGGCUACUGGAUUCAAAACGGUCGACUUCAUGUAUCCGAUCCAGGUCUAUGGCACCAAGGGCCGCCCUGUUGCGGAUAUAUGGAAGGAUGGGGCGAAGGCUUACUACGGAGUCACUGUGGAGGAUCUGCCUAAUUUUGGAAUGUUCUAUGGUCCCAACACUAAUCUUGGCCACAACUCCAUCAUCCUUAUGAUCGAAGCACAGUCACGCUACCUGAAUGCCUUGGUUAGCGAGGUGAUUCGUUCCAAACAGCAGGGAAAGAGCCUCGCCCUUAUGCCGACACCAGAGGCGUUGAAAGAGUACAAUGAUAGACUCCAAGCUGUACUGCGGAAGAGUAGCUUCGCAGAUCCCAAGUGCAACAGUUGGUAUAAGAGAGACGAUGGAGUUAUUACUAAUAACUGGUCUGGCACUGUCGUUGAAUACCAGCAAUAUUUGUCACAGGUGCAAUGGGAGGAUUACAUCGCCAAAGGCUCUGGUAGUCACCUUGUCAAGAAUCAGGGACCUACUCACAUAGGACGGGUCCAUGAGGAGCCGUACCUUAGUAAUACCUCGCUUCUUGCAGGUGCAGCAAGUCUUUUGGCUGUCGGCGGCUAUAUUGUCACUCGUACCAAGCUGCAGAAGGCACGCUAA